Molecule: messenger RNA, 5792 nt
Organism: Glossina fuscipes
Lineage: Eukaryota; Metazoa; Arthropoda; Insecta; Diptera; Glossinidae
Product: transport and Golgi organization protein 6-like
Exons: 6
Coding region: 1438-4314 (958 amino acids)
Biological process (GO): protein secretion
Source: RefSeq, a predicted model, not a curated record
CUAGUGAUUGUCUUGCCACUUAGGAUUUAUGUUCAAUGACUGCUUUGUUUUGCGUUGCGCACGAAAUGUGAAACUAAAGUUGAUUGCGUGUAUUUAAAUAUAAAUAAAGUAGUUGUUUACACUUAAUAAGCACGGUACACAAAAGCCAAGAAGUAUACGACGAAAGUUUACCAGACUUUCCGAGUAAAAUGGCAAGAGAAAAAUAUUGCAAAGAUAUAUCCAAGGAAGUCCACGAGUGCAAAGUGAGAUGGAGGUCGGCGAAAGCUCGCUGUAGACGGCUACAAUAUCGCACUGCUCCAGACGGAAGGCUAAAGAUACGAUAUUUUUGGAAGUGUGUGGGUGUGUGCAAUAUAAACUAGUAAGUAAGCUUGUAGGUAGAAGCGGGGCUAAAGUUUUUCGCUGCCCGACUAGUUCGACUACACACACAUUUUUCAUCUUUUUUUCCUCCCUUUUCUUCCUUCCGCCCUUCCUUACAUAUAUCAUAUCAACAAGAAAAUUUUUUUUUGCUCGAGAAUAACUAAACCUGUCCGCGAGUCUCAUUAUUCGUUAGUCAAUAGUUAAUACAACAAAAAAAAUUGUUUUCUCGCAUAGAAAUAUAUAGCAAUAUACUUUAUGUAAUUGUCCUUUUUUUGUAAAUAAAAAUGUAAAUGACUGCUUUAAAAUUUUAUAGUGCUUGAAUCGUGAACCGUGAUUGGGUUUUGUUUUCAUGAAAAUACAUUACUAUUUUAACCGUCAAAUGCGACGCACGCACAAACGUUGCCAAGCGUUAGUUGUUUCUCCUCCCUUCAUCACACCGUAAAUUAGUUUUUGAGAACUUCCCAGAGAGAAUAGUUUGUCCUACAUUUCACAAGCCUACAGUUUUCAACAGUUUCUGAAAACACCUUAAGGCUAUAUAUUAUCCUAUUAAAUUCCGUCAACAUUACAUAUUGUAACUAAAAACACGAGUCAUUUUAAUUUUAACAAGAAAUUUCUUAGAAAUAGUUGCUGGAAAGAGCUAAGUGAUAUUACAACUGUAGAUAACCCCGUUUCAUAACAUAAAUUAAAUCGUCUUUCGUAAGUCAAUGAAUCAACAACAGAUAACUUGCUGAACAAACUGCAUCAUUGUGUCUGCCCCUAAGGAGGUCAACAUAGUAGGCUAAAAAUUAUUUGAAUACGACAAGAUAAAGGAAGGUGGUUUGACUUAGUUUCCUUAAACUCCACAAAUGGCAAUGAGAGAAUGAUGGUCGGAUUCAAUAACAAAUCAGCUGGUAUGCUACGGAAUUUUGUGCCGAAAUUUUACAACGCAAGACAUUGUAAAAAAAGUUCAUGUUUAUUAGAAAUACAAAGCAAAGGUAAAAAUUUUAAAUUACAUCUUUAAGUGACAUCUUAGUAUAUUAAUUUUAGUCAUUAAAACCCAGUAACCAAAUUAAAACAUAAAAAAUAUAUUUAAUAACAAAAAUGACAAAAAUUGCCAAAUAUUGGCUUCUGCUAGAAUCUAUGCAGUUUGCUGCAAUAAACGAUAAAAAAGAACAUGGAGACGCACAAUAUUUGAAGGAGUCAUCCUUAGCUAACGAUAUGCAACGUUUGUCUCAUAACAUUCGGGAAUUUCGAAAAUAUAUAAAAUUACCAAUGAAAGAUUUGGUUCGUCAAUUGAUCGAAGAUUUAAAUUUAAAGCAUAUUCUAGGCGAAGCUGUCGAGCUGGGAGAAACGGAAGAUUUUGCAACCUUGUACAGUUUUUACGGGAUUUGUAUGAUAAAAGAAAUUGCAAAUAAUGUUAACUUCAUUAGUAAUGCUAAAGAAGAUUUGGUAGCAGAACGUCAUAAAUGUUUGUUCAUCGCUUGCGUUCAAGACAUAGCUCAAUGGAGUUUGCAGCAACACUUACAUCCAAAUUUUUACAAAGGAAGACCUGCCUUGUUCUCCAGGCCUCAUGAUAAAAAAACGAGUUUUAAAAAUCUGGAAAUUUAUAUUGGAGGAUUUACACACGUAUUAUUUAUUAAACCUUUACAUAUUGGCAAAUCUCUAGAUGAACCUAUUCUGCAAUACAUGGCUGGUAUUUUUAGUUUAUUAAUGGCCUUUGAAGAUAAAGAAUAUGUAAUGGCUGACCAAGAAAUCAUUAAUAAGACUGCAUGCUUACAGCGCGUUUGGUUAUCUCUGCCUAAAGCUUUAUAUUUUCGAAACUUAAUGCUAAUGAAAAACAAUAAAAUUUUAUCAUCUUCCGGGCAAAAGAUUUUACAACGCCAGUUGUUAGUACGUCUUUGGUCGCCGGGUGGUUUCAACGCAGUAGUCUUUGCUUUGGCUGAAUGUAAAAAUGAAGAACAUUCGUUGGAAGAACUUAUUUCGCGUUUAAUUGCUCAACCUGCUUACUCGGCGAAGGCUCAGAAAAGCUUGAUAGCGCAAAUCCUUAACUUUUUGCAAUCAUGUGUGGAUAACCAGGAAUUGCUGCAAUAUAUGGGAGUGGGCUUGUUGUCUCUGCGGCGACUUUAUGAUCUUAACGACGAAAAUAAAACCUUUGUAGAAGGAUGGUUACAAAGUCAAUUACACAUUUUGAUUCAACCAAGCUGCGAAAAAGACUUCGCAAUAAUGGAUUGGUCUAAUUUCCAGAGCCUCAUAUCCUUCCUAUUUCAUCUUUUCUGUACUUCCACCGUAGAGUGCUUGCCUAGUAAUUUGUUAACGUCGUAUCUAAAUCUUAUAUUGAAUAUCUUUUAUCAUGUGCAACAAUAUAAUAAUGUACAGCUUUUACAGGGGCAAUUGAAAGCGUUAAUUUUAAAAUGCCUGCACAAUCAAAACGCCAAAGACUUGCAUAAGCUAAUUGAAGCUUUAGCUCUCCAGAGAACUGAUUUCAAUGGAUGGUUUGCUUUAAAUGAUUGCAUACGCUUUGAUGAAAAUCCUUUAAAUUCACAAGAUUUAAGAAUUAUUCUUACGUCAGAAGGCCCACAUCUUUGGGACCCUCUUCCCGCGUUGGUUAUUAUUUUAAAAUCUUCAACUUUUAAUUUGCUUACCUACAAUAUAUUUUUAAUAUUAUUUCGUCUCUUACCUAAAUUAAUGAAAGAAGACGAAGAAGAGAAGAAAAUAAGUGAAAGCAUGGAAUUAUUACAACCGGAAGAUCUUCAGCAGACAAUAUUACGGGAAGUUAAUAGCACGUAUGCAGGAAGAUUGCACAUUAUAAAGGCUUUGGAGUCUCUUGUGCAACACCAGCCUAUGAAGUGUAUGAUCAAUGAAAAUUGCAGUGAAUUGCUUCGAUGUCUUGCCGAUAUUCUCAUAAAUUUCGCUGAGCUCAACAAGCACCUUGUCGAAAUAAAUGAGUCGACUUUGAUGAUAACCUUAAUAUUAAUUCGAGAAGUUAUGCAAAUUUCUACGAGCAGUAGUGACGAUUUUCAAACAGUUUUAUCCAAGCCGCUGCAUAACCUCUAUGAAAACAUUGAUCGUCAAAGUCUAAAAUAUCAAAUUUUAUCUUUAUUACAUCUGUUGCAACGGCAAAAUAACCUGAAUGUUAGAUAUGAACCUUUGAAAAAUCAAUUUGAAGAAGCUCGUGGUCUAGUGGAAGCGAAAGAGUCCUACCUACAAGUGGAGGGUAUUGAGAAACUAAUAAAACUCGUAAAUUGCCGAGACGCCUACACCGUCAGUAAUGGUCACGCUGUAGUAGCCAUGGCUUUAAAUACUUUAAAAUCUCCAGAAUCCUAUACGUUCCUUAAUUGUGUUCGUCUGUUUACAGCCUUAGUACACGUAAUGGAAGUUGAAAUUUUGGAUUUGCUUGGAGAUGAAUAUAUUGCCGAUUCUAGUACUCUAGAUUAUCGCCUUGUAGUUGGCGAAGUUAUUUUAAAAAUAGGGCGUGAAUUAGGUCCUUUGUGUUAUAAAUAUAAAUUUAUUCUCUUGAAUUGUUUCAUGAAUGGCUGUCGUUCACAUCUGAGCGAAUUUCGAUUAUCUGCCUUUUCAAAUUUAGCGCAAUUGUGUAGAAUACUUACCUAUCAAGUCCAUCAAUAUUUUCAGGAAUUGCUUCACUUAAUUGAUUACGAAAUCACUUCCGGUAAAUAUUUGCCCGCGAAAAGAGCUGCUGUUUUGGUGCUUAGUGAUUUACUAGAAGGCAUGGAUAACCUCAUCGAUUAUGAGGAAAUGCUUUUACCCAUUUAUCGACUAUUAAAAUAUUUGGCAUAUUUUAAGCAAAGUGAUGAACAGAUACGUGUACAUGCUACCAAUGGUUUAAAGAGCUUAUCAGAAAAGUGCACCAAAUUACUGGAGGAUAUUACUGCAUCACCUCUGGAAAAAGAAAUUAAAAUCCUCGGGUUAAAAGACAGCUCUAAACCAGGUCUAAAGAAACAUAUACUUGUAAUGAAUUAAAUAAAUUACAUUUUUGCUAUAUGUAUGAAAAAACAAGCAAAAAACGCAUCGACAUAGAUUUAAAACCGGAUCGAGUGAAUGUUUGAACUAAACAAACAAUACUUUUUAUAAGAAAAAUAAUUUUUUCCAGCUGAAUUAAACAAAUAAUACUUUUUAUAAGAAAAAUAAUUUUUUCCAGGUGAAGAAAAUUGUCAGCAGAAAAUCGAAAUAUAUUUGAAACGUGAAAAAAGAAAAUUUCGAUCAUGAAGAAGUAUCCUCUUUUGCUGAUUGACGAUUAUUUUAAAUAUUACGCUGAAUUGUGAUAAAAAGCCCUUUGAAAGUGUGCAAAAGUGAAAACAUAAUAAUACAUUGACAAUUGAAACUCAACUAAAACAAAACUAGUAACUGUUAGUGCAACGUAGCUGAGAGAAAAACUGCGUUAUAUUCAAAAAAAAAAAAAGAAAAGAAAACAAGAACUGACACGUCUGAAAAAGUGAAACACCGCAAUUUGAGAAAGCAACCUCGUUAGCUCUUACUGCGGAAUUUAUUUCACCCGAAGUACAUCACUACAAGCCCCGACUGCAUUCCAUUUCAUAAUUUGACUCUCUAUCAUCCCUAAGGCUAUAAAACUCAAUCUGCGCAGUAUGGUUUUUCACAGACACUAUCUCUCUCAAAAGUGGGGACAUUAAAAUCCCCAGAGCCAGAUCUUAUGCCCACACUAUUGUUUAAAUACACAAUAAAUAUAUACACUGGAUAAAUAUCCAGCUUAGAAACAAUUCUUUGCCACUAAUAGAACUCGGCCAAGAUUUGUAUCAUGAUUUCUUUACCUUGGAGAUUUUUAUCAUCUCUAACAAAAAAAUAAAAUUGAUUACCUCCGAUGCGGCUACGGAAUAUUCUAUUGUCGUCAAUGCUUCAUUUUACGAUAUUUAUAAUAUUUGCAUUCCAAACGAAUCGCUUGAAAUCUGUGUGGUUGCUUCCAUCCUUCAAAUUUACUCAACUGCCUGUCCCAAAAACCUACUUAAAUUCGGACCCCUCCCUAACUUCUGCAAAGUUGCAGAAGUCAUGCGCUUCUGCAAAUUUGAAACUCCAACUCUCCUGCGCUUUUUGACGCAGUCCGCAUAAGUUUUUCCGGGAAUGUUUUACCCUCUCAUAUUUGUUUGGAAGGCUUUAACUUCCCGAUCAAACCCUAUGUCGAACCAAUUUUACAAUGCCGCGAAUGGUGGUCUUUCGAUCACACGGAUAAAAUAUCCUCGCGUCAAUCGUCCUUUGCGUAAGCCUUGAAUGCUCCUCCAAUUGGUCUCAAGCUAAAAAAUGCUUCAGCUGUAAGGGGGAGUAUCCAUCUAGAACUUCUCCAUCAUAUAAGAGAAUUGUAAAUUUAUAAAAGACGCAGCGAAUUGUCUUAAGCUACAAGUUUACUCUUUCUCUCGGAGUACAUACGCACGUCUAAAUUAUAGUAAUAACGAUUUCUCAAUUUCUCUGGAGAGCUUCCCAAAUAGUCU